Messenger RNA from Lytechinus pictus (painted urchin), 2346 nucleotides. Its product is annotated as lactadherin-like. The coding region runs from base 4 to 993 and encodes 329 amino acids. The transcript is spliced from 6 exons. The record is from RefSeq and is a predicted model, not a curated record. NCBI's taxonomy places the organism in Eukaryota, Metazoa, Echinodermata, Echinoidea, Temnopleuroida, Toxopneustidae.
AAAAUGUGCAACACACCCCGUGGUAGUCCUCUAGGUCUAGAAAGCGGUAAAAUCCACGAUGAUGCUAUUUCAGUUUCAAGUGAGUGGAACGAGACCCUUGUGGACAAAAAUAAAGCUCGUCUUAACGGUUUAUCUGCGUGGCGCCCUGUCACCGACGACGCUGACCCCUGGCUACAGGUUGCCUUUGAUUCCGCUUUUAUCAUCACAACUAUUAUAACACAAGGCAGACCAGUAUUUGAAAGACAGUGGACGACGUUAUACAAAGUGUCAUACAGUAUGGACGGAACGUCAUGGGCCUUCUACCAAGACACCUAUGCUAAUACAGACAAGGUCUUCUCAGGAAAUUACGACGGUGAUAGUCAAGUAGAACACAACUUCCUCACACCCAUCGUAUGUAGAUACUUUCGUAUCCAUCUGAUAAAGAGCUUGGGUUAUAAGAGCAUCAGGUUAGAACUCAAUGGGUACGGUCCCAUCAAUGAAUUAUUAGCUGCUAUAAACCAAGAGGAAUCUGGAUGUCUACAUCCCCUGAGAGGAAGUAAAAUGGGAGUGGAAGAUGGACGAAUCCCAGAUUCUAGUCUUACUUCUUCAUCGUAUCAAAUUCUUGGUGGAUUCCUUUUUCUAGCGCAAAAUGGAAGAUUGAACGGCGGAAUUGAUUCUAAUAGGAGCGCUGGCUGGCUAGCCGUUGAUGACGACCAAGACAGAUGGGUGAUGAUAGAUGUUGGUCAAACCUCUCUCAUCACCGGUAUUAUUGUACAAGGGCGACACAUGGAACAUCAAUGGGUAACGUCUUUGAAAGUGUCCUAUUCUCUGGAUGAUUUUGUAUGGACUUUCGCUUUGGAACCACAAUGCGAACAGCAAAUCUUUCCUGCAAACUACGAUAAUGACACUCCAGUGACUAUUGUGUUCAACCAGCCACUGACUGCUCGCUAUGUCAGAAUUCACCCACUCAUAUGGAACAAUGACUGCGGCAUGAGAUAUGAAGUCCUUGGUUGAUACUGUAGUGAAGUUGAUAGUAGGAGUAGAAGAGACGACAAGACAAAACAUGGUGUCAGGACAGAGCUUUUAUUGGAUUCUGUGAUGUUGAUUUUGGACAGUUUUUCGUGAUCGUCGGAGCAGAUCGGAAAACGGAAGGAUGCACUUCCGAAACGGCGAAUGUUCACAGAGCAUGACCGAGAUGAAAUUGUAAGUCCAGCUUUUGAUGAGACAUUUUAUGACCUCCCAAUAUUCCUUAAUGAUGCUGGAUGAUGCUGAAUGAUGCUGAUGAUAAAGUAGUAAUAUCUGAUUGGAAACAAGGGACAGAACUCGGUGCUGAAGGACGAGUGACCGGAAAUACCAGACAGUUUGCAUCCCAUUGACAUUGCACAGGAAAAGUGCAGUGAGUGACCGGAAUUACCAGCUGUUUUCACUUGAUUGUUUCCAGGGUUAGAAAAAUUCAUCAUCAGUACAAUGGAGCAACUGAGGCCUCCCAGACAGAUGAACUUUGAAGCAAGUGACCUUUCCUUAGAGUGGAAACAGUGGAAAGAUGAGUUUGUGCUCUACAUGGAUUUGAGCAUGGAUGGUAAAGAGGACAAGGUGAAGCUCAAGAUGUUGAAGUACCUUGUUGGUCCACAGGGAAGGGAGCUCUACGAGACGAUAAAACCUGAAGGGACAAGAUUACCGAAUGGAACCGUGCAAGACGUCACUAUGGCCCAGGCUCUGGAUGCUUUUGAGAAGCAUUGUCAACCAGUAAGGAAUGAGACCGUGGACAGGUAUCGGUUCUUUACUCGAAGUCAAGGUAGUGGAGAAUCAUUUGAUUCGUUCUUAACUGAACUCAAACUGUUGGCGGCUCACUGUAACUUCGGAGAUUUAAAGGAGUCUCUGAUUCGUGAUCGGAUCGUAUGCGGGAUCAAAGAUGGCAUGCUCAGGGAGAGACUUUUACGAGAAUCUUCACUUGAUUUGGACAAGUGUGUCAAAGCUUGUCAAGCAUCUGUGCUCUCUAAGGCCAGAUUAGAUGUUCUUGUCGGUGAGCAGCAACAAUUGGUUCAUGCAGUGAGCAAUAAAGAAAAACCCAAGAACUUGCAGGCAGUGCAGUGUAAAUUCUGUGGACGUUGUCAUGAAAGGAAAAAAGAGAAAUGUCCAGCCUUCGGGAAAGAAUGCUUUGCAUGCAAUGGAAAAAAUCAUUUCUCUAGUGUGUGCAGGAGCAAAGCCAAGAAAGAUGGUAAGGAUCAGAAGAGAGAUCCAAAGAAACCAAAGAAAAGACCAGUCCAUGUAGUGGAAGCAGGCAGUUCAGAUGAAGAAUUCCAGGAAGUUCAGACAGUGGAACUGGAAGGAGAGCAUGCUGUGUACGGGAUAGACGGGGGAAAGUUC